AUGCGAACGACGUUGGAUGAAAUCAAAGCAGUCCUGCAUGCCGGAUUCGAUUCGAGACUCAAGCAGGAACUCAUCACAAAAGAAGACUUCGCGAAUUCAAUUCAGGUUCUGCAGACCAAAUUAGAUGAAGGAUUGAACAGAAUGGAGGAACUUAGAACGAGAACUGAUGACAUUUUACCUGACUUUUGUCCCAGUGGCAGUCCCAAUGGGAUUUACCAAAUAAAGCUUCGGGAUCUUGAACCCUUUAAAGCGCCAUGUGCGACGUCUCCACCUGGUUAUACUGUAAUUCAGAGGCGCAUUGACGGAUCCGAGAACUUCAAUCGAACCUGGGAGGAAUACAAAACUGGAUUUGGAAAUGUCAGGAGAGAAUUCUUCAUCGGGCUGGAAAAAUUGCAUCGGAUGACUGAGGCACGACCCCACGAACUCUUCAUUAAACUUAGAAAGGAUAAUGGAUCCACCAGUUACGCUCAUUACGAUAAUUUUGCAAUCGGGAGUGAGGAGGAAUCCUACCAGUUAAAGAAUAUAGGGGAAUAUUCUGGUGAAGCCGGAGACUCCCUUAGAGAAAGUGAGCACCAAAAGUUCUCCACAUUAGAUCGGGAUAAUGACAAUUUGAGUAACUUUAAUUGUGCCAGUAAGAACGGUGCAUGUUGGCUCAAUGGAAAAUACUUCAAAGAUGGCAAAGGUCGUAACGGAAUUCAUUGGAUCUCAUGGCAGCACUACGACUGGUCGAUGUCACUUACCUUUGUCGAAAUGAUGAUAAGGCCCAAGUCCUUAUGA
This is a messenger RNA of Drosophila rhopaloa, 777 nucleotides long. Its product is annotated as fibroleukin-like. NCBI's taxonomy places the organism in Eukaryota, Metazoa, Arthropoda, Insecta, Diptera, Drosophilidae. The record is from RefSeq and is a predicted model, not a curated record. The coding region runs from base 1 to 777 and encodes 258 amino acids. The transcript is spliced from 3 exons.